Messenger RNA from Lodderomyces orthopsilosis Co 90-125, 1587 nucleotides. It is a transcript of the gene CCT3, whose product is annotated as chaperonin-containing T-complex subunit. Gene Ontology annotation, cellular component: chaperonin-containing T-complex. The record is from RefSeq and is a predicted model, not a curated record. The transcript has a single exon. NCBI's taxonomy places the organism in Eukaryota, Fungi, Ascomycota, Pichiomycetes, Serinales, Debaryomycetaceae. Gene Ontology annotation, biological process: protein folding. Bases 1 to 1587 code for a protein of 528 amino acids. Gene Ontology annotation, molecular function: ATP-dependent protein folding chaperone; ATP hydrolysis activity; ATP binding.
AUGCAGGCGCCAGUUGUAUAUUUGAAUACAUCAACUCAGAGACAAACAGGUAGACAAGCUCAAGUGGCUAAUAUUACCGCUGCGAAGGCAGUUGCUGAUAUCAUCAGAACUUGUUUGGGUCCAAAGGCCAUGCUCAAAAUGUUAUUAGAUCCCAUGGGAGGUAUAGUGUUGACUAACGAUGGCCACGCCAUUCUUAGGGAAAUUGAUGUGUCCCAUCCUGCUGCAAAAUCAAUGAUUGAGCUUUCCAGAACCCAGGAUGAGGAAGUCGGAGAUGGUACCACCACAGUCAUUAUCUUGGCAGGAGAAAUAUUGGCUCAGACUUUCCCUUAUAUCGAAAAGAAUAUCCAUCCAGUUAUCAUCAUCCAAGCUUUAAAGCAAGCUUUAAAAGAUGCAUUGGAGGUUAUACACGAGGUAUCUAGACCAGUUGAUAUAAAUAACGACAAGGCGAUGAUUCAGUUGAUUAAAGCAUCCAUUGGUACCAAAUAUAUAAACAAAUGGGCAGAAAAGAUGUGCGAAUUGAGUUUGCAAGCUGUCAGAACUGUCAUGGUCCAAAAGGGAGAUUACAAAGAAAUUGACGUGAAAAGAUAUGUGAGAAUCGAGAAAAUUCCUGGAGGAGAAGUCACCGACUCAGAAGUACUUGAUGGUAUUUUGUUGAAUAAAGACGUGGUUCAUCCGAAAAUGAAAAGAAACAUUGAGAAUCCUAGGAUUAUAUUAUUAGACUGUCCAUUGGAGUACAAGAAGGGAGAAUCGCAAACAAAUAUAGAAAUCACUAAGGAGGAUGAUUGGAAUAGGAUUUUACAAAUCGAGGAGGAGCAAGUUAAGUUGUUGUGUGAUCAACUAUUAGAAUUCAAACCCGACUUGGUUAUAACAGAAAAAGGUGUCAGUGAUUUGGCUCAACAUUAUCUUUUGAAAGGCGGUGUUUCUGCAUUGAGAAGAGUGAAAAAGUCCGACAACAACAGAAUCGCCAGAGCAACUGGCGCGACAAUUGUAAACAGAGUUGAGGACUUAAAAGAGUCUGAUGUUGGAACCAAAUGUGGGGAGUUUAAGGUUGAAUUGAUUGGCGAUGAAUAUUUUGCUUUCCUUGACAAAUGUAAAAAGCCACAAGCUUGCACUGUCAUAUUGAGAGGGGCAUCAAAGGAUAUUUUAAAUGAAAUAGAAAGGAAUUUACACGACGCAAUGGCAGUUACGAGAAAUGUUAUGUUUGAACCUUCAUUGAGUCCCGGAGGCGGUGCUACUGAAAUGGCCUGUAGUGUGAGAUUAUCUGAAAAGGCCAAAACUAUCGAAGGGGUUGAGCAAUAUCCAUAUCAAGCUGUAGCUGAUGCCUUUGAAGUUAUACCUAGAACACUUAUUCAAAACUGUGGGGGAAAUCCGAUCAAAGUGUUAUCCCAAUUGAGAGCCAAGCAAGCACUGGGAAACUACACUUUUGGAAUAGACGGAGAAAAUGGUAAAGUCGUAGACAUGACUGACUAUGGAAUUUGGGAGCCAGAGGUUAUCAAACAACAAUCGAUCAAAACUGCAAUCGAGAGUGCUUGUUUGCUAUUGAGAGUGGAUGAUAUUGUUAGUGGAGUACGUCAAACACAAGGUUGA